GGAAGUUUGUCUUCCUCAUCACUGGAGGAUCUCAUACUUAAUCGCUUCAACUACCGAGUGACAAACAUGACAGAAAUGUAAAAGUAAGAUGCUGAGUCCAACGAGUCAGAAGAACGUCAGCGAAGAAGACAGUUCUGGAUCCGAUGCAGGGUCAGAGUUCGGUCCUGAACUUGAGACAGACCGCUUUGGCUUUAUUCUGACAAAUGGAUCGACAGCUGGGACUGUGGGCCCACCCCCUGAGUUGGUCCGGCAGAGGGAGACCAAGUGGAUACAUAUCAUUAGCCAAUGGGAUCGCAUCCUGUUGAAGAAGACCAGUAAGGUCAAAGUGCAGUGUCAGAAAGGCAUCCCAGCCUCACUCAGAGCUAAGUGCUGGCCUCUGCUGUGUGGAGCCACUGACAAGAUGAAACAAAGCGAAAACCUCUUCCAGUCUUUGGACUCGCAGUCGGCUCUGCAGAGCUGGGUGGAUGUGAUCGAGAGAGACCUGGACCGACAGUUCCCUUUCCAUGAAAUGUUCCUUUCCAAGGAUGGACAUGGGCAGCGUGGUUUGUUCCGGGUUUUGAAAGCCUACACUCAGUACCAACCAGAGGAGGGUUACUGCCAGGCACAGGGGCCUGUGGCUGCAGUGCUGCUGAUGAACAUGCCUGCUGAGGAGGCCUUCUGGUGUCUGGCGCAGAUUAGUGAGCAGUACCUGCCUGGAUACUAUAGCCCUCUGCUGGAGGGAGUCCUGUUUGAUGCGGCCAUGCUUACCUGGGUCUUGAAAAGGACGUGUCCAGCUGCACACAAACACCUGCAACACCACGGGGUGGAGCCCCUCAUGUUCGCCACAGACUGGCUGAUGUGUCUCUUCACACGUCACCUGCCCUUCAACACACUGCUCAGAGUCUGGGACCUUUUUUUCUGCCAUGGGGUGCGGGUGCUGCUCCAGGUGGCGGCGGUGCUGGUGCGUCGGGUGCUGGGCCGGGCCGAGCAGAGGAAGCAGUGUCAGGGUCAGAUGGAGACUCUAGAGAGGCUGAGGGGCGUCAGGGAAGAGGUCCAAGAGGAAGAUGACACGUUCAUAGCAGAGGUGUGCUCGGUACAGCUGUCUGCCAGAGAUCUGGAGAAGCAGUCGGAGAAGGAACUACAAAAGUGGAGGAAAGACAGACCCUCAUCCACCUUUGACCCCACAGGUCGCUGCCAAGGAUACCGGAUAGCGUGGGCGAGGGCUCGACAGAACGAGGAAGAGCGGGACAGGAACGAAAGAAAGAGUGGGAACCUGUCCAUCCCUCUUGCUCGCUCGGCCUCCCUUCUCUCGCUGUCUCCCUCCCUCCUUCACAGGAGGUGGAGAAAAGGGGGAAGGGAGAGCUCACGCGAAUGGGACGGAGGCAGAAAGGUUGUGAGGAAUCUCUCAAUGGGAGCAAAGGAGGACUGCAGGAGCUGGGCCGCGUUUAAUUUUAAGAAGGUGGAGGAGGUUCAGGAGGAGGAGGACGUCGUUUUAGAUAAACAUGAGAAAUUAACAGGACAAACUGAAAAGAAAGAACUUUUAGAAGAACCUAAAGAGAUGAACAUCCAAAAUAUGCCAACAGAGCAUUUAGAAGAAACAUUCAUUGUAAAAGAACCGAUUGAACAGGUGGAAACAAGAAUCACUGAAAAGGAGGAAAGCCAACACAAAGAGAAAGAGGAAAGCAAAAUGCUUUCAGAACAGACGGAAGAAACAACUGUGGAGACAAAACAAAGCAAAGAUCCGGUCAAAGAUCAGACUGUUGAAAAUAUUCUUCAGCCUGCUGAACACAAACAUGGAGAGGAGCUGGACUCUUGCAGCCAGUCACCAGUCCUGGAGCAGCAGAGUCACGAAAGCAAGAACCUGGAAAUUGAGGUGAAAGACACAAAUAAAGAGACAGAACAAAAAGAGUCAGAAAGUGAACAUACAGCUGCUGUAGAGCAACAUCAGACUGAGAUACAGGAAGAGGCUGAUGCAGAUAAAAACACAGAGGUGGAGACAGAAGAAAGCGUUUACCUACAUGAGGAACAGAGCAUUCAGGCUGACAUGAAACCAGAAGAGAGCACAGAAACUGAAAAUGUGCAACAGCUGCAGAUGGACACAGUCACAACUGAGACGAGCACAGGCUCAGAGACAGGCAGUGAAGACGGAGCGCCUACUGUCCAAGAUCCUACAGUAGAGAUGGAGACACAACAGCAAGAAGUGAUCACAGAGACAGACAAAAGCUCACAGGGAGACGCAUUUGAAGGAAAAUACCAUAUCAUUGAGUCAUUAGCAGAGAAGCAAAUGAAAGAAGAGUCCCACACCCAAACAGUGACCGAAACUGAAGAGCUGGCACAGACUCAAGAGAAGGGAGAGGAAAAUGAAGCGACACAGGAACUGGAGGAUGAAAUAAUACAAAUAGAUUCAGAACAACACAAAGAUUCGAAGACAGAAGAAGAAACAUUAAUACUGCAUUUAGCUGAAUGCAUCCAACCAAAAGAAAGCACCGACUCAGUAGCUGAAAGAGAGACUGAAGCAGAAAUACCAGUCGCAAACGACACAGAGACAAAGUCAAGUGAAGGAUUUGGGAAAGAGUGUGAUGCAGAACCUACACAAGUGGAAGAAGAAAGAUGUUUGACUGCAUACUCUGAGGCACAGGUUGGCAACGAUCAAACACAAGCAGAAGAAACACCAACAGAAACAGAGACGACUGACUGGAUAGCACCUCCACAGGCUGAAGCAGUGACUCUCACCGCCGAGCCUGAUGGGAAGAAGAGUCCAGCAGAAACAGAGACGGCUGACUGGAUAGCACCUCCACAGGCUGAAGCAGUGACUCUCACCGCCGAGCCUGAUGGGAAGAAGAGUCCAGCAGAAACAGAGACGACUGACUGGAUAGCACCUCCACAGCCUGAAGCAGUGACUCUCACCGCCGAGCCUGAUGGGAAGAAGAGUCCAGCAGAAACAGAGACGGCUGACUGGAUAGCACCUCCACAGGCUGAAGCAGUGACUCUCACCGCCGAGCCUGAUGGGAAGAAGAAUCCAGCAGAAAAAAGUACCUCUAAGGAACCUGCACCUGAACAACCAACGUGCCAAGUCUCUAUGGGGGCUGUGCAGGAGGAAGAAAGCCCAGAAACUGUCAACAAAAACACUGUGGGAGAGGACGACGUUUUCAUUUCUUCUGAACCAACAGACUCUCCAAAUAAACGACGAAACAGUGACGUGACACAAGCCUCCGGGCAUCACAGCAGCCGGUCUUCUGGGGAUUUCUGCGUCCGCAAAUCGUCCAACUCCCACGGGUCCAGGUUAGCACGUAGGCUCUCUGAAGAUCUCUUCAGCAUACCAGAGAAAACAAGCCAAUCACAAUCAACUCCUGACCACACAGAAGUUAAACACAGUGCUGUAAACCCAACCCACAGUCCUCCUGAUGCGACUUCAGAAGUCACCUCGUCACGGUCUGCAGUUACCGAGCGGAUGGCGGUGCAGCAGGAGCAGCUGCUGCCCGACCCCCCUAAACGUUUUGGUUUCUUCCGCAGACUGAGAGGAGAGCAGCCCAAAAUGGCAAAAGGGAUACCAAAAAUGGAAGUCCCCAAAAUCUUGAUUCAGGACUUCAGUGAUGGAACAGGGCUGGGGAAAGUGGUUAAGGUAGAAGUGGAUGAGAAACUGAGCUCCAGGGAAAGGAGGAGGAGGCGGAGGGAGCGAGAGAGAAGGGAGAAAGAGGAAGAGAGGUCAAGAAAGAAGAGAGAGAAGGAACUGGGGAAGGAGAGAGAGCGAGAGAGGAGAAAACUGCAGACGAAGGGGAAAGGUUUCCAGGUGCAAACUGAGAAAGGGAGCAGUGAUAGGACUCAACCUGAUAAGACUGGAUCACAGACGCUUAGAUAUUCUGUUUCUCAUGCUGAAUCUUACUUUUGACAAAAAAAAAAAAAUCUUUAUUGGAUAAGGAGGCAUGAUUUUACUUUAGUCCUUCAUUAUCCUGUCUCAUUGGCCUUUCUGCUGUGCGGAGAUCCCUCUUCUUAAAUCCUUUUGACAUGUAAAUAAUAAAUAAUGUUUACAUACUUUGAAAAA
Molecule: messenger RNA, 4021 nt
Organism: Cottoperca gobio
Lineage: Eukaryota; Metazoa; Chordata; Actinopteri; Perciformes; Bovichtidae
Gene: tbc1d10c
Product: TBC1 domain family, member 10C
Exons: 10
Coding region: 89-3868 (1259 amino acids)
Biological process (GO): regulation of GTPase activity
Molecular function (GO): GTPase activator activity; small GTPase binding
Source: RefSeq, a predicted model, not a curated record